CAGCAAUGUACAGCGGUCUAUGCAUCUGUGUGUUCCUUGCUGUGCUCUCAGCGAGCUCUUUCGGACAGCAAACUGUGGGCUCGCACAAUGGGAAUCCACUGGCUGCUGAGCUUGAGCAGGGCUUGACAGAACAGCACCGGCACGUCCGCGCCCCUUCGUCUGCUGGCCCGCUGAAAUCUGUGCCGCGGCUGGAUGGAAGCAUUGACCAGAGAGCUAACAUCGGCGCUUUGUUGGCCAAGUAUCUCCAGCAAGCCAGAAAAGGUCCCACUGGAAGGCUCUCAGUUAUGGGAAACAGGGUACAGAGCAUUGAUCCUACGCACAGGAUAAAUGACAGAGACUACAUGGGCUGGAUGGAUUUUGGACGCCGCAGUGCUGAAGAAUACGAAUACUCCUCCUAAAGAACAGCAAACUAUAGCAACAGGAAAAAAAAUCUAAAAAUCACACUCCCAUGUCUGUACAGAAAGAGAAAAAUUAAUUUGUUGUCCUCUUCGAAUCAGUGUUUUAAAAUAUAUCAUGUAUUUGAUGUAAAUUUGUCUGUAAGACUAUACAAUGCAAUACAUACAUAUGCAGAAUUUUCCAGAAAAUCUUCUCUUUCUUUUGUAGUUUCUCAUCCACUGGUACUAUAUUAAAAUGAUUUCACUUAUCCCUUCUUGUCCUG
Molecule: messenger RNA, 658 nt
Organism: Balearica regulorum gibbericeps (East African grey crowned-crane)
Lineage: Eukaryota; Metazoa; Chordata; Aves; Gruiformes; Gruidae
Source: RefSeq, a predicted model, not a curated record